This is a messenger RNA of Hermetia illucens (black soldier fly), 3162 nucleotides long. RefSeq names its product major facilitator superfamily domain-containing protein 6. NCBI's taxonomy places the organism in Eukaryota, Metazoa, Arthropoda, Insecta, Diptera, Stratiomyidae. The transcript has 6 exons. Gene Ontology annotation, molecular function: transmembrane transporter activity. The coding region runs from base 1048 to 2622 and encodes 524 amino acids. The record is from RefSeq and is a predicted model, not a curated record. Gene Ontology annotation, cellular component: membrane.
AACCGCCAGUAUCCCCUUGCCAUGAUUGCCAUUAAUUUUUAUUAGUGAUCAAAGUAGUAGCGCCAGUCAGUCCAUAUGUAGCUCAAUUUUCAAAACAUGGAUACCCGUUGACGGCAUACUUGUGCAGAUAGUGCGAGUAUCUUGCGGUUGUCGGACUAUAUCUUAAGGUGUCACUGAAAACUAUCUCUGGCCUGAACUCCGAGUGUAUCUAUUGUGGAAAAGUGCUAAAAUACCGCAUUCAAACAAGACGUUGUUCUACCCAGUUGUAUGCGUUAAAUCUCCUAACAAGAUAGCCAGGAGAGAAAUAAAUCUUCAAGAUACAUUUCUACUGAUGUCAUCACAGUUUCGAUAGAGAGAUGCGAGGCAGAUGAAACUUUCACGCGUUCGGUGCUAUUUGUCGCGGAAUGAUAGCAAACAGUUCGUAAUUGAACGCCGGAUCUAUUUGGUGUAUUGUGAAUAAGAUACUUAGUGCUUGGAUACGUGUCACGAGUGCUCUAGAUUACACACAGGGUGAUUACUAGUGAACGGAGUGAGUGCGUUGGAAUCUAAACAGUGCGUGAAGUCUCGACAAAUUGAAGGCACUCACUUUUCCGCCUUGACCGGUUGAAUGCGAACUUUUCGUGGUUUUUGACAUUAUAUUUGAAUCCGUGAGCUGAGGUCCUUAUUCCUGGGAAUGUUUAAUCAAUGACAUGACGGUUUGCAGCUGUUUUUGUUUGGGUCAGUGUGGCAUGACAACGGUGAUAUCAGCUGUUUAGAUAUUCAUAUCUUUCGCGUACUAGAUACGAGUACAACUGGUGGAAGUUGCUUGGAGAUAAAAUGACGGAAAUUGAUAAGCCACGGAGAAGGUGUAAUGAGCCCCAUUAUUGAUGUUAUUCCCAAAGAUCUGAGCGGAGACACACAGUCCAAGCGUGUCAUUUAGUGUUGGAGUUCAGAAUGAGGUGCACGGAAGCUGAUAAGUGAAGCUUCCUACCAGUGAAAGUGAUAACAUUAAGGAUAUCCCUCGAGGAAGUAUCUGCCGGAAAAAGAAAUCUACCAGCGCUGGACAAAAUGAAGAUCAACAAGAGACUGCUGCCGAUCAAGGCUCACUACUUCUUCUUCAUGGCUGCGAUGGGACCUAUCCUUCCACAAAUGGCUGUGUUUGGAAAACAAUUAGGGAUAUCACCUGACAUCAUGGGUUUCGUGACUUCAGUUCUGCCGAUCCUGUACAUAUUGGCCAAGCCAGCGGUAGGGUUCCUAGCAGACUACUUUUCUCGCUAUCGGAAGAUGAUUUUCGUGCUGAUUAUCGUGAUCAUGACUAUCUGUUUUGCUGGAUUCGAAAUCGUUCCUCCACCGAAGCAGCAUUUAGUGAGCUCCCAGGCGGUUUACAAUUUCACUUUAGAUAGUGGUACCCAAGACUUGAACCAGUGCAAAAGUGAGUUUUCUUCGCACGAUGCACUUUGUCGAACAUCUAGGCAUGUCCAUUGUUUCAGCACCGAUGGAUCUGUGCAAAGUUUGAUUCUAUAUGUGACAGAUACAUCUAACAACACACCUUCAUUAUGCUGGGAAAAGGACCAACAAAUCAAUCUUCCCAGGAAUGUUUCAUUCCUAUCAUGCUCAAUAGACCACAGUCUUGAGCCGGAUUGCCUGUACAACAGCUUGACCUUCUGGUCGUUCGUGCUGUUGAUGUGCUUCGGAACAAUAGGCUUCAACGUGACAAACUGCAUCAGUGACGCAAUCUGCUUUGAUAUGCUUGGUGAAUCUCAGGAGAUGAAAUACGGAGCGCAAAGAGUAUGGGGGACUAUCGGAUUUGGAGCAUCGGCUCUCAUUGCCGGAUUUCUGACUGAUAUUAUGACGACGGAUGUUGUAAAAAGUAUAACGCCUGCAAUUAUUGUAAUGAUUAUAGCGAGUGGGCUGGAUCUCUUCAGUGUGGCGAAGUUGAAGCUUCCGAAAUUGUCUUCAGCUGACUCGAUACUUCGCGAAGUGUGGACCCUUUUGCGUCAGCCACGAAUUGCCAUUUUCCUACUGUUUGCCACAAUUGCGGGAAUUAUCGAUUCCUUCAUAAUAUAUUUCAUGUUCUGGCAUCUCGAAGAAGUUGCUGCGGAGACAGGAUAUAUGGGAUCCAUAAAACUUAUUGAAGGCUGUGUGGUCGCUGCAGAGUGCCUGGGGGGAGAGAUUAUCUUCUUUCUAAUCAGUGGCAGAAUACUUAAUCGAUUAGGAUACGUGCAUUGCCUCUCGCUGUGCUUCUUCACAUACUCAGUACGUUUAGGCCUUAUAUCCAUUAUACCGAAUCCUUGGUGGCUAGUGGCUGUCGAACUCCUGAUGCAAGGAUGUACUUAUGCUUUGUGCUACACAUGCAUUGUCGCGUAUGCUUCAGCGAUAGCUCCACCUGGAACAUCGGCCACUAUUCAAGGUAUUGUAGCUGGAAUGGAUGACGGAUUAGGAUUUUCUAUUGGUUCCUUAAUUGGUGGACAAUUGUAUAGAUAUUUUGGUGGAGCGAGAAGCUUCCAAAUGUUUUCAGCUGCAGCCUUUGCAACGUUCAUUGCGCAUAUAUUUUUAAGACCAGCUAGUAAGCAUGAAACCCACAUUUCAAGGAUAGGAUACCAGUCGCCCACUGAACAAAUACAUAUGACUUCAAAAACGUGACGAGGGUCAAGUUUUAACAUUGCUUAGAGAUGUAUCUUCCGCGAAAUUCUAAAAUUCUCAGUUUGAUGCCAACUACUGCUGCAAUACGAUAAGAUAUUUUAGUAGAAACUUGAGUUUUCGCUAGGCUAUUAAUUUUUAAAAUAUAAACCUUCACCUUAUUUAUUUACGCUAUAUAAACACGUGUGGUUGCAGGAUAAAAUCUAUUCAUAAGUUACAAUCUUUUUCAAAGACAGGAUUCAAGUGAAAUCAUUCCAUUCAUGACAUGGAACUCUAAAAAAACUACUGUAAACGAAUAAAUGGAUUUAUUACUAAAACUACUAUAGGAGAUGAAAAAGAAAGAUACCCAAUUUUUGUAACGAAACUUUUUCAAAUUCUUGUAAAAGGUACAUUUUUCAAAAGUAUCUAAUUGUACGUAUACUUUACGAUCUGAAACUACUGUAGGUAACAUUUUCCAACUUUUGUAUUUAUUGAACAUAGAUAUAUAAAUAUAAAUAAGUAAGCACAAAAAAAUAAAGUUACCAGUAUUCAUCUUUACGUAAA